Messenger RNA from Entamoeba nuttalli P19, 1989 nucleotides. RefSeq lists its product as hypothetical. Lineage: Eukaryota; Evosea; Mastigamoebida; Endamoebidae. The coding region runs from base 1 to 1989 and encodes 662 amino acids. The record is from RefSeq and is a predicted model, not a curated record. The transcript has a single exon.
AUGGAUGAACAUUUCUGGCAAAAGUUAAUUAAUUAUUUCAGAGUUGAUAGUGUCUUAGAAAAAGAAUUUACUAAUGACCCUAAAGCUAAUAUGAAUUAUUGUUUUACAGCUGCUAGGGAUUUUCUUGGAAUUCCAAUUAUUAUGGAACCUUCAUUAGUUGCUAGUGGAUUUUUAGAUGAUGAAGUAUUAACAAUGUACCUAGUUUAUUAUGUACUCAAUGAUAAGAAUAUACGUGAUGAUGAAGAAAUUAAAUUUCUUCAAAAUGAUAUUAUUUCUGUUUCAUCACCAAGUCAAUUAAGUAGGUCAACAAGAGCUCGACCAAAAACAAUGAAUUUAACAAUGGCAGGGUCACGUCUUUCAGAGAAACUUGACUUAGAAGAUUAUGAAGAAUUAAAUCUAGAAGAUAUGAAAGGAGAUGAAGCUAAAACAGAAAGUGAAGGAGAGAAGGGGUUGGUUGAAGAAUUUUCUAAUAGAAGAGAUAACUUUAACAAAAUGGGAGAAACAGAAUUAGAACUAAGAAGAAUGAAAGAAGAGAAUGAAAGAAUAAAAAAAGCACUUAAAAGUAAACAAAAUGAAUGUGCUGAAAUGACAAAGAAAGUAGGAGAAUUAAAUGAUUCUAUUACUCAAAAAGAAAAGAGUUAUAUACAAAUGAGAGAUGAAAGAGAAAAAAUAGAAGAAGACUUAAAUGAAAAACUUCAUAAUAUGUUUAUUGAACUUAAAGGUGUAAAAGAAGAACGAGAAAAAUUAAUAAAUGAAAACACUGAAAAAGGAAAUAAAAUUAAUUUACUAAAUAAAACAAUAGAUAAUCUCCAACAAGAAAAAAAACAAACAAAAAAAUCAUUUGAUGAACAAAUUAAUUUUAUGGAAGGAAGAAUUAACACAAUUCAAAAUAGAUGUGAGACACAAGUUAAUGAUGAACGUCUUAUUAAUGAAACAUUAAAAAAAUCUAAUAAUGCUUUUAUUCUGCAUAACGCAGAAUUAACAUCAACAAAUGAACUUCUUAAAAAAGAAAAUGAAGAAUUAAAAAAAGAAAAUAAUAAAAUUACUGAAGAACUUAGUCAAGUAAAAUCAUCAACAAUAGGAGAAAAAGAGGAAAUUAAUAUAAUAAAAAAAGAAAAGAGUGAAUUAGAAGAAAUAAUAAAACAAUUAAAAAACGAAAAUGAAGAAUUAAAAACAGAAAAUGAAAAUAAUAAAAAAGAAAUUAAAGAACUAACAUUAAAUAUCCAAGAAAUACAAACUCUUCUCAAUAAAACUCAAACAGAAAAUAGUACCAAAAUUUCAGAGUUAGAAGAAAAAUUAAAAGAUUCUCAAAAAGAAUUAGAAGAAAUACAAAUUAAUUUAAAUCAAGAAAAAGAAAUAAAUAAUAAAUUAAAUGAGCAAAUUAGUAAAUGUAAUAAAGAAAUUCAAUCUCUAAAUGAUAAAAACAUAGAAUUGGAAAAAUUAGUUUCAACAUUACAACAAGAAAUUGAAAACAAUAAAAAAGAAGUUGAAGAUAGUAAAAAAGAAGUUGAAGAUAUGAAAUAUGAAUUAGAACAUUAUAAAAGUGAUGAUAAUGAUAGAGAACAUCAAUUAGUUGAUUUACAAACUGAAGUAACUCAAUUAAAAGAUGAGAUUCAAUCAUUUAUAUUAAAACAACAAAAAGCUGAUGAGCUGAUAAAAGACUUAGAAAAUCAAAUGUCUAAUCUUCAAAAAGAAAAAGAAGAUAUUUUACAUAGCUUAGAAGUAGAAAAACAAAAUAGAAUUAAAGUUGAAGAGGAAAGCCAAAAAACUAUUGCUGAAUUUAAAAAGAAUGUUGAACUAUUUGGUGUGCUUGAUGAAGAUGAUCGUAAAUCUUUAUUUAUAAGUAUUGCAUUAGCUAUUAAACUUGCACUUAAUACUAAAGUUAGUAAUGACUUAAGUAUUACUGAGUUGUAUGAUGAAAUAAAAGAAAAAAGUAUUUUACUGAAAAAUUGGAAUAAUUGGCUGUUUGAACGUCUUUCCCAUCCAUAA